Messenger RNA from Diaporthe citri, 2322 nucleotides. RefSeq lists its product as uncharacterized. Gene Ontology annotation, cellular component: plasma membrane. NCBI's taxonomy places the organism in Eukaryota, Fungi, Ascomycota, Sordariomycetes, Diaporthales, Diaporthaceae. The coding region runs from base 1 to 2322 and encodes 773 amino acids. The transcript is spliced from 3 exons. Gene Ontology annotation, biological process: iron ion transport; intracellular iron ion homeostasis; copper ion import. The record is from RefSeq and is a predicted model, not a curated record. Gene Ontology annotation, molecular function: ferric-chelate reductase activity.
AUGGGUCUCACCUCCGCCAUUCUCGUUGUCUGGUCACUUUUCAGCCUCAUUCACCAUACUGAGGCAGCCAAAGAUGGCGUCGUGGGCUUCGGCAUCUCACUGUACCAGGACCUCUGCUGCCAGGCAUGUCACGAUUCGCUCUCCACCCUCUUCCUGAACUGCACGACGUUCAUGUCCAGCGACGACAUGGCCGGUAUGGACAUGGGAAUGAAGAAGAGGGAUAUGGAAUCAGACAUGCCCAUGGGCAUGACCAGCGACGAGUGCUACGCCUCCAACACCCCGUGGCUCCAGACGAUGGCGUACUGCAUCCAGCAGAACUGCAAUGCCGAUGGAUAUCCUGCCGAUAAACAGGCCCAGUGCUUCAGCAACCAGGCGGUUGCUGGGGCGUCGUCGCCAACUUUCCAGGACAGCCUGCCCGCCACGGCUCCUACCGUUGAGCUCGAGGCUGACGCCAUGUGGCUUAAUGUCACCAGCCUCGUGAACCGAGAACUCUACUAUUCCACCCACGGGACUCUUAAAGAGUUCGCCAGGUCUGAAUACCUCCACACGAGAUAUUCGUUGAUCAUCUACCUUGUCGUCAUCGGCAUUUGCCUCGUGUGUGGCACCCUGACCCAGAUCACAACUCUCUCUCCCGGACUCCAGAAACGACUCCAAAACUCCGGUAUCGUGAUGAAACUCCGAUCAGCCGUCUUCAUGCCUGCGCUGUUCGGGUCUCGGCGGUUGGAACCACUCCCAGGGCGGGCAGGCUACCUCCCAGGAAGGACACUCAGCAUCUUCAUCGCCAUCUAUGUCAUCCUCAACAUCGUCUUCUCCGCUGUCAACUUCAAAAGCUUCCAGCCGAACAUCUACUGGUUCUCCAAGGGCUUCGAACUCUGCGAGUAUGUCGGCAACCGGACGGGGACCCUCAGCUUCGUCAACAUGAGCAUCGCCAUAUUGUUUGCCGGCCGGAACAACCCUCUGAUCCCCUUCACCGGGUGGAGCCAGACCACGUUCCUCACGUUGCAUCGCUGGGCUGCGAGGAUCGCCACCCUGCAGGCCAUUGUGCAUUCCAUCGUGUACACGAUGGCGUAUUGGCAGCCGGGGUAUGAGGGGGCGUCAGCGUAUGCGGAGAAAGCGGCGGAACCGUUCUUCUACUGGGGAAUCAUCGCAACAAUAGCGAUGAGCCUGGCAACGGGUUUCGCAUUCCUACCGCUGCGCAUCAUGCUCUACGAGACCUUCCUGAUACUGCACAUAAUCCUCAUCGUCAUCACCCUGGCGGGAUGUUGGUACCACAUCAUCCCCCACUACGGAUACGACUGGGGCUACCAGGUCUGGCUAUACAUCGCCUUCGCCUUCUGGGCCGCCGAGCGAGUCGCGAGGGUAGCCCGAAUUGUCUACCUCAACCGCCUAGGCGAUUCAAAGGCAGUCGUCGAGGCAAUCCCCAACAGCAACAUCAUACAAGUCACCAUCUUCCCGAGGGUCGGUUGGAACUUCGGCCCGGGUCAGCACUGCUUCCUCUACUUCCCCGGGCUGGAGAAGCUCUGGGAGAACCACCCCUUUAGUGUAGCAGGAUGGAGGAGGAAAGGACAGACGCUGCCCGUCGCGUCAGCCCGCCCCAGCAUCAACGGGAGCGACGUCAAGGAGGCCUCCGACGUCAAGACAGUCGCCCACGAGCCCGAGGUCCAGGACUGCGUGGCCGUCCGCUUCCUCGUCCGCGUCCACUCCGGGGCGACGGCCGAGCUCCAGCGGCGUCUCUCGUCCUGCUCGCCGGGUAUCAUGGAGAUGAGCGUCUACACCGAGGGCCCCUACGCGGGCCACACGUCGACACUCCAGCCGCUGCUUGCUACGGACACGGUGCUGUGUCUUGUCGGUGGUAUCGGGAUCACAAAUGCCCUCGGAUUUGUCCAGGAGUACGCAAGCGCAAACCCGCGGACGGGUGAAACCGCAGGAGGGAAGAGCCGGGGGGUCAUGAGGCAGACGAGGCGGUUUAUCCUCGCGUGGUCUGCUCGGGAAAUGGCACUGAUCGACCAUGUCAAGAGGAAUUUCCUCAUCGGUGUUGAGGGGGUUGAGUUCUCUUUCUGGUGUACUGGGGAUGUGCCCACUGGUCAGAAGGAAGUCCCAGCGCAGGACGCGGAAAGCCUGAGGACGACUGCAGAAGCACCACCGACAAUGGGGAGGAUGGAUAUCGGGAGUGUGAUAAGAUCCUCCUUGGAACCUGGGCACCACACGACUGUUCUGGUCUGUGGCCCUGGUGCCAUGGCAGAUGAGGCUGCGAAGGAGGUGGUUAAGUGUGUGAAGAGCGGAUCGCAUGUGGAUAUUGUUGAGGAAGCGUAUGCUUGGUAA